CUUUUCUGUCUGUGAGGUUUCCUUCUUGGGUUUGUAUAUAAACCAAACCUACCUGCUGAAGAAAGUACCUCUCUGCAUCAUCUCAAGAAAAGAAAUGGAGCUUCUAAUCAUCAUCACUCUUUUUACCUUUUCCUUCUCUUCUCUUCUACCAACUUCUUCUUCCCAUAUUCAGUUGCAACCUUCUUCACUCCAGCUUCAAGAUGAUAAUAUGAAUACAAACCUGCAGCUUUCUCUACCAGCGGUUCCCAGAAAGCUAAGAUUCACUGAGAAAGUUAAAGAAGAUGAAAAAGCCAGAGAUCUUGGACCACAAAAGCAGGAUGAUUCCUUUGCUGCAGAGAAACAAUACCAUAGAAAGCAAAACAUGGUGCUUGGCAACAAGGGGACAAGACAAGAAUGGAUGGAGGUUGAUGACCCUUCACAAUACUUUACCAUGGAUUAUACCCGAGUGAGAAGACGACGUCCCAUACACAACAAGAAAUUGCCGGUUGGUCCAUGAACAUGGUGUUGAGAAAAUGCCAUAAUCAUAAACAGUUUUCACUCUAUAGUUGGUUUUGAAGCUUGUACUUAUAUUAGGUUACGGUUUUGUUCAAUAUGUGUGUUAAAAGUGUUAAAAACGUAAGCGUGAGUUUAAGUUAUUGAGUAAAAAGAUGAGAAAAGUUCCAAGGAUCCAUAAAUGUGUAAUUAGGAACAUGUGCAGUGUGUUUUGUGUCUUCACUUUUGCCUCCAUGGCUAGCAUUGGGACCAAAACCCUAAAACUUGUAUGAAAACUAGGACUUCACCUAUCUAAUUAACAAGUACUAUUACU
This is a messenger RNA of Vigna angularis (adzuki bean), 805 nucleotides long. RefSeq lists its product as uncharacterized. The transcript is spliced from 4 exons. Bases 95 to 496 code for a protein of 133 amino acids. The record is from RefSeq and is a predicted model, not a curated record. Lineage: Eukaryota; Viridiplantae; Streptophyta; Magnoliopsida; Fabales; Fabaceae.